CCCUAGGGAGCGGCCCUCGCCUGUGAGGCUGUCUGCACGUCCAUCCAGCCCUGGUCCAGCCACUCCCGGCAGUAAGGAUGCUCCUGGGGUUUCGCAGAGGCCGCAAGGGCCAGUUUAAACACAUCGUCCACGGCCUCCUGCCCGCAGCCAGCAUCGCACCGAAGCCAGCUGUGCCCCGCACACCUCCUCCCCGAAGCCCUAACCCUUCUCCAGAGAGACCAAGGUCUGCCCUGGCUGCAGUCAUCCUCACAACAGCACUGACCGGCCGGACUGUUGCCAUUCCUCAGCCUCGUCAGAGAUCCCUGUCUGAGAGUGACACGACUUGCGUGGAAAAGGACAGUUUCAUCCAGCCCUAUGCCACCACCUCAGAGCUGAGGCUUCAACCAAAUUGGCAGAAUGAGACAAGAAGAACUUCUUUGCCGUCCUCUGAAAUGCUGGGCUACGGGGAGGAGGACUCUGACACGCACCUGUCGUCCAGCUGCAUGGAGCUCGAUGACGUCAGCGCUUGCCGAGAAGAGGGAGGUGUCGGUGACGCUGUGUAUGCCGUGCCCCACAGAAAUCAGCUUCCAUUGUCCCAUACGGUGGACAGUGAAGAUGAGGAAAAUACUUCUGGGCAAGAUGAGCUCCCAGGCUUACCUCUUACACCACGGCGAACCCAAGAAAUAGAUGGCAGACAUUCGGUUCUGAAUUUAAAGGAUGAAAAACGACCGUUAUGUGAAAAGCCUCCACCCUCCCCAGAUAUAACCGGUAGAGCACGGCAGAGAUGUUUAGAAAUAACCAAAGAGCCGGUCCAGGAAAUAAGAGAAGAAAACUUGCAUCUCAGAGACGCGAAUCAAACCCUCACUCUUGAACUUAGCAUAGUAAAACAAGCAAUGAAAGAACUACAGUUAAGACUGAAAAGAACAAAAAAAGAAAAUCAAAAGUUGAAAGAGGCAGAGAAAGCAUCCUCUCAGGAAGGUGCUGCACCUGAACUACUUUAUCUAAGAAAACAGGCUCAAGAACUAGUGGACGAAAAUGAUGGGUUGAAAAUGACUGUCCAUCGUUUGAAUGUAGAACUGAGUAGAUAUCAGACAAAAUUCAGGCAUUUAUCCAAGGAAGAGACGUUAAAUAUCGAUGGCCUCCCAUCAAAGGGCCCGACACCACCGUGGUUGUUGAAUAGGAAGUACCUGUCGCCCUUGUUACUGGCCUAUGAAGACAGGAUGAAAGAGAAGGAUGAGCUCAAUGCCACCCUCCAGGAGGAAAUGCGGAUGUUCAGGAUGAGAGUCCAGGAAGUGGUGAAAGAAAAUGAAGAAUUGCAUCAGGAGCUACAUAAGGGCAGUCCUGUAACCAGCGAGGAAUGGCAUCAGCUUCAGACUCAGGCAGAACUGGUUUUAGAGGAAAACAAGUUGCUGAUAGAGCAGUUGGAGAUUCAGCAAAGAAAAGUCAAGGACACCCACCAGGAGCGUCUCCAGGAAGUUUCUAAGCUGACAAAACAACUCAUGCUUCUGGAGACUAAAACCCAGAACCAAGAAAAGGAGCUACGUGAAAACAAGGAGCAGUUGGAAAUUUUACAUGCUGAAUGCCAGGAACUGAAAACACGCUUGGAUGGCAAAAUUGCAAUGCAUGUCCAUGCUUCGAUUGUAAACGAAUUAAAAAGCCAGAUACAGAAGGAGGAGGAGAAAGGAGGGGCUGAGCUAGAAGAGCUGAUGGAAAAGCUGGCAGUCCUGCAAAUGCAGAAAAAGAGCCUGCUGUUAGAGAAGAACCGCCUGACAGCUGAAAACAAAGCACUGGGAGCUGAACUUGAAAGGGCACAGAAAAUAAAUAGGAAGUUUCAAAAGAAAAUCGAUGUCCUCAAAAAGCAGGUGGAAAAAGCCAUGGAGAACGAAAUGGCCGCUCACCAGUACCUGGCAAAUCUCGUUGGCCUGGCCGAGAAUAUGACCCAGGAACGCGACAGUCUUAUGUAUUUGGCUAAAUGUUUAGAAAGUGAGAAGGACGGAGCUCUCGACAGAAUCACAGAAGGCAACAUUCGCUUGGGAAAGUUAGAGGAAAAAGUCAGGGCGUACAAGAAGCAGGCAGCACUGAAAGUGGGCAACAUCAGUCACCAGCUGACGGAGCAACAGGAAGACUUUGCUAGCAAGACUGCUCAGUACCGGCAAGAGAUGAGGCACCUCCAUCAGAUGCUGUGCGACAAGCAGGAGAUGCUGGACCAGGCACUGCAGCAGAAGAGAGAAAUCGAAGGCGAGCUUGAGGUUGUUUGGCAGUCUGCCUCCAAGGAAAACCGGAGAAUCCGAGAGCUUUUGCAGGCCACGCUGGAGAGGCCUGGCGCGUGGGACAGCAUCAGGGAGGCUUGCCGGACGGCUCCGGCUCCGGCCACCGUGACGUGAGGCCACCGCCUGCCCGCCCACAGCCCGCGCGUGACCUUCCCAGGACCGGAGACACGGGGGAGGGCAGGCCCCCGCCUCCCACCACAGCGUUUCUCCUCCUCCAGGCGAGGCAGAAACAGUCUCAGGCAUUUCCUCCAUUUUUUACAUUUUGCUUUAUUUAAACAAUACAGUGCUGAACUUGAUUUUUGCCA
Molecule: messenger RNA, 2554 nt
Organism: Hyaena hyaena (striped hyena)
Lineage: Eukaryota; Metazoa; Chordata; Mammalia; Carnivora; Hyaenidae
Gene: CEP89
Product: centrosomal protein 89
Exons: 19
Coding region: 78-2363 (761 amino acids)
Biological process (GO): mitochondrion organization; chemical synaptic transmission; cilium assembly
Cellular component (GO): ciliary transition fiber; centriole
Source: RefSeq, a predicted model, not a curated record